GGUAGCUUAGCUAGAAGCUAGAUUCGUGGAAAUGGAAUAGAAAUUCAUCUCAUAGUAUAAGUAAUUCAAUCUCCAGCAAAUAAAUUGAUUUAACUAAGUAAAAAAAUGAUGCAGGGAAUAGAGGAAUUAUGGGGGAAAUUGGGUUCUGGGGUGGUGACAUUGUUGGUUCUCUGGGCAACCUUCGACAAGUACUUCCCCUCCGAGCUCCGCCAUUUUUUCAAGAGAUACGUCAAGAAAUUCAAGGGCGUAGUCAACCCUUACAUUCAAAUCACCUUCCCCGAGUUCUCCGGCAAUGGCUUCCACCGGAGCAAGGCUUACCCGGUGAUCGAGCGUUAUCUCUCGGCUAAUUCCUCCGCCGAGGCCAAGUGUCUCAAGGCAGAGGACACCAUUGACGGCUCCUCUCAGACUACUCUCGUUUUCAGCAUGGACUAUCACGAGGAAAUCACCGAUGACACAUUCGCUAAAAAUGCAGGGGCGGAUGCCGGAUUCAAAGUCUGGUGGACCUCCUGCCGGGACGAACCGAACCGGCAGAACAUGCCUGUUUCUUUCUUUGGCGGCACCCGCGGGGCAGACGAUGGAGGCAGGCGGUAUUUCACACUCAAGUUCCACCAGAGAUACCGGGAUGUCGUCACCGGAGCUUACCUGAAGCAUGUACUGCAGGAGGGGAAGGAGAUCGCCGUGAAGGACCGGCAAAGAAAGCUGUACACGAACUGUACAAACAGCGGCGGGGGCUACAACCGGAGCACGUGGAUCCAUGUGCCCUUCGAGCAUCCCGCCAAUUUUGAAACCCUAGCGAUGGAUCCUGAGAAGAAGAAGGAAAUCGUGGACGAUCUCCUCAAGUUCAAGCAAUCCAAGGACUAUUACGCCAAAAUCGGGAAGUCCUGGAAACGCGGGUACCUCCUCUACGGGCCUCCCGGCACCGGAAAGUCAUCUAUGGUGGCUUCCAUGGCGAACCUUCUCGAAUACGACAUUUACGAUCUGGAACUGACGGCGGUGAUGGACAAUACCACGCUCAGGAAUCUCCUAAUCGACACCGUCGGUAAGUCGAUCAUCGUCAUAGAAGACAUCGAUUGCUCCCUAGACCUCACCGGGCAACGGAAAGGGUCGAAUCUCGAGAAGAAUCUCCGCAAAAACGAAGAGGAGAUGAAUCCGAAGACAACGAGCCAAGUUUCUCUAUCUGGUCUCCUGAACUUCAUUGACGGACUCUGGUCGGCCAUCGGAGGAGAAAGGCUCAUCGUCUUCACCACGAAUUUCAAGGAAAAGCUGGAUCCGGCUCUGAUUCGGAGUGGGAGGAUGGAUAAACACGUCGAGCUUUCCUACUGCAGAUUCGAAGGGUUCAAGGUCCUUGCUAAGAACUACUUGGACAUCGAAGGGCACUCUCUCUUCCCCAGGAUCGAGCAGCUGUUGACGGAAAGGGACAUGACUCCGGCGGAUGUUGCAGAAACUCUGAUGCCCAAAUCUCCGCAGGACGAUGCCGCCAC
This is a messenger RNA of Cuscuta epithymum, 1481 nucleotides long. Lineage: Eukaryota; Viridiplantae; Streptophyta; Magnoliopsida; Solanales; Convolvulaceae. The record is from the annotation of a GenBank genome assembly.